Molecule: messenger RNA, 855 nt
Organism: Halichondria panicea
Lineage: Eukaryota; Metazoa; Porifera; Demospongiae; Suberitida; Halichondriidae
Product: large ribosomal subunit protein eL13-like
Exons: 4
Coding region: 125-760 (211 amino acids)
Biological process (GO): translation
Cellular component (GO): ribosome; cytosolic large ribosomal subunit
Molecular function (GO): RNA binding; structural constituent of ribosome
Source: RefSeq, a predicted model, not a curated record
UUGCACCACGCCCACCUUUUUAGUUCCAAAUAGAGCCCAUUUCUUGGUGGCAUGUGAUACCUUGGCGAACACGUGGAACUCCUCCUUUCUCUCCCAAGAACAUAGUUUUCAUCGGAGAUAGAUCAUGGCUCCUAUGCGAAACGGAGUUAUUCCUAAUGCCCAUUUUAAGAAGCACUGGGAGCGUUGGGUUAGAACCUGGUUCAACCAGCCCGGCAAGAAGAAGACCAGACGAACCAAGCGUCUCCAGAAGGCUGCUGCUGUGUCCCCCCGGCCAGCGAGUGGUCACCUGCGGCCCGUCGUGAGGUGUCCAACCUUUAAGUAUAACACCAAAGUUCGCAAUGGCCGAGGCUUCACCUUAGAGGAACUAAAAGCUGCUGGUAUUUCGAAAAGGAAAGCGUUGAGUAUUGGCAUUGCAGUGGACCACAGACGUAAAAACAGAUCUCUCGAGUCACUGCAGACCAACACACAGAGACUGAAGGAGUACAAGUCCAAACUAAUCCUGUUCCCUCGCAAGGCCAGUAAACCAUGCCCUGGGGAUGCAGAUGCUGAGACAGUCAAGAUGGCCACCCAGCUGAAGGGCCCAGUGCUGCCUAUCAAGAGGCAGGUGAUGCGCUACAAGGCCCGGGCCAUCACUGCCGAUGAAAAGAAAUACAGUGUGUUCUCUGCCCUGAGAGUGGCCAGAGCUGAUGCCAAGUUAGUGGGAAUGAGAGAGAAGAGAGCAAAACAGAAAGCAGAGGAGGAAAAGAUGAAGAAGAAAUAGACAUUGACUUGCACAGUUUGAUGAUUGUUUUAUCGAUGUCUCUGUGUGUAUGUACUUCGAUCUUCCAUUUUGCAAAUUAUAAUCAGCAAAAGUAA